AUGCAGAAUGUUCAUCGUGGCAUGCGACGUGUGGCACGUAGCGCUAUUCUGUUGGAACCACAUGUUAUUGGUAUCCAUAUCAUCCAUUUUAGGCCACAAGAAGUUGCUUAUCAUCGAUCUGUAGCGCUCGCCGUUGACGAUUAUGGCAACGCCCGCUUCGUUUUGGAAGAAGUACGGACCGAUGAUUCCGCCAGACCAAAAUCCGCACCAAAGGGUGCAGACCCAAAUCCCGACGCAAAAUUCGCUAAGUUGAAAUCGCAGAAAGGCCAAGUUCUUGUGAACGACGAGAAAUUGACCACCCCGUACACUCUCACGCAGCGAUUUCAGCAGACUUUGUGUUUCGGGGACGUACUGUACGUUUUAUUGAUGUCGGAGGCAACUCUUAUCCUUGCCAGUGACAAUAUGCUGACCGCUUCUUUAUCGCAUCAUGUCAACAAACACCUUCAUUGGAUUCUUCAAGUCGUUGGGGUAAUCCUGACUUUAGUCGGCGUAGGAAUGAAGUAUAACGCCAAAUCAGUACACUUCCUUUCAAUCCAUAGUAUUACAGGUAUCUCUUCAUUGGUUAUCAUCUGCAUAGUGACUCUUCUCGGAUAUCCGGUAUGGAUUGCAUGGAAACUUCGCAAGUUUGUACGACCAAUGAUUAUCAAAUUUUUUCAUAAUUUUCUGGCCACCAUCGGUUUUAUUAUUGGUAUGGUCUCGCAAUGUUACGGUUACAAAAAAACUUGGGUACAUCAUGAAAUGGAAAUGAAGCAUGCCGACGAUAUGCUACUUGUACUCACAAUAUUGAUCACAAUAUUAUCCUUAAGGGGUGCGCUCAACUCUCUUUAUAGACAAGCCAUCAGUUAUCUAAAAUUAAUUUGCUUCUUCACCUAA
Molecule: messenger RNA, 873 nt
Organism: Atta colombica
Lineage: Eukaryota; Metazoa; Arthropoda; Insecta; Hymenoptera; Formicidae
Product: cytochrome b561 domain-containing protein 2-like
Exons: 3
Coding region: 1-873 (290 amino acids)
Molecular function (GO): transmembrane monodehydroascorbate reductase activity
Source: RefSeq, a predicted model, not a curated record